Messenger RNA from Microplitis mediator, 1304 nucleotides. It is a transcript of the gene Pbgs, whose product is annotated as delta-aminolevulinic acid dehydratase. Gene Ontology annotation, cellular component: cytosol. Gene Ontology annotation, biological process: heme biosynthetic process. The record is from RefSeq and is a predicted model, not a curated record. Bases 215 to 1225 code for a protein of 336 amino acids. The transcript is spliced from 6 exons. Gene Ontology annotation, molecular function: porphobilinogen synthase activity; zinc ion binding. NCBI's taxonomy places the organism in Eukaryota, Metazoa, Arthropoda, Insecta, Hymenoptera, Braconidae.
UACCAUAAAUUUCUCUCCAUGUACUGAAGUUAAUUAUCGAAAAUUAUAUAUUUGUUAUAUUGCAUACUUAUAUAUAUAAAUUAGUUUUAAAAGAUGAGGAUAAAAAGUUUUUUAUCAUGCGAAAAGUAAAUAUUAACUAAAAUUACUUACCUUACAGGUACUUGUGCCCACAUAUUUAUGUAUGAUCGUGUAUAUAAAAUUAAAAAUAUAAAAUAUGUAUCAAGUUGAAGCAAAAAAUAGACUACAAAGUAGUAUUUUUCAUCCUCUAUUACGAGAAUGGCAUUCGGGAAAUCUUCAAAUUACACCUGUAAAUCUUAUGUAUCCAAUUUUUAUUUUAAGCUCACCCGAUGAAAAAAAUGAAAUUGUUAGUAUGCCAGGAGUAUAUAGAUAUGGAAUUAAUCAUUUAGAGGAAAUGCUGAAGCCUUUAGUAGCUAAAGGAUUACAAUCUGUACUUUUAUUUGGAGUUGUCGAUGAUGACUUAAAGAAUACAUUCGGGACUAAUGCCGAUAGUAAUGAAAAUCCAAUUAUCAAAGCUUUGCCAUUGUUACGUAAAUGGUUUCCUGAUUUAGUUAUAGCAUGUGAUGUAUGUUUGUGUCCUUACACGAAUCAUGGUCAUUGUGGAAUUCUUUAUGAUGAUGGCACAAUUAAUAAUAAAGAAAGUAUAAAUAGAAUAGCUGAAAUAGCAGUGUCAUAUGCUAAAGCAGGAGCUCAUAUAGUUGCGCCAUCAGAUAUGAUGGAUGGCAGAAUAGGAGCUAUAAAAAAAGCACUUGAUGAUGUAAAUCUUACGAACAAAGUUUCUGUUCUUUCUUAUGCUGUAAAAUUUGCAUCUGGAUUUUAUGGACCUUUUAGAGAUGCAUCGAAAUCAUCACCAAAAUUUGGUGAUAGAAAAUGUUAUCAAUUACCGCCUGGAAGUAAUGGUUUAGCUUCACGAGCGGCUGCACGUGAUGUUGCUGAAGGAGCUGAUAUGUUGAUGGUAAAACCAGGAUUGGCUUAUUUAGAUAUUGUACGUAAAACAAAAGAUACUUAUCCAGAUUAUCCAUUGUUUAUUUAUCAAGUAUCUGGAGAAUAUGCUAUGAUUUAUCACGCAGCCAAAAAUAAUGCUAUUAAUCUUAAAGAUGUCUUACAUGAAAUUUUAACUUCAAUGAAACGAGCAGGUGCUGACUGUAUCAUCACUUAUUUUACUCCCUAUAUUUUGGACAUGUUAAUACCGAAAAGUAAAUAUUAAUAUGCCUGUAAAAAUGUUUAAUAAUUAUUAAUAUAUUUACAUGCCAACGCACAAAUAAAUAUUUCAAUGUUAAAUCUCA